Molecule: messenger RNA, 2485 nt
Organism: Rhincodon typus (whale shark)
Lineage: Eukaryota; Metazoa; Chordata; Chondrichthyes; Orectolobiformes; Rhincodontidae
Gene: cdca7a
Product: cell division cycle associated 7a
Exons: 10
Coding region: 163-1341 (392 amino acids)
Biological process (GO): regulation of DNA-templated transcription
Cellular component (GO): nucleus
Source: RefSeq, a predicted model, not a curated record
GUGAUCGUUUUCAGUGCAUCUUCCCAUCUGUCUUGUUUUGUGUCAACACAAAACAAGUGAAACUGGAACAAGAAGUCCUUACUGUAAAUCAAUGAAAGCCAGCAGAUAGACCUUUCUGGAAAGGAAGAAUUUAAAGACUUCAGAAACGUGGCAUUGGUUCCCAUGGAAACAUCAUCAUCAGAUGAUAGCUGUGAUAGUUUUGCUUCAGACAAUUUUACGAACAGUAAAGCUAAAUUCAGAGCAGAGAUUCUGACUGACGAAUUGGCUCAGAUUUUUAAUGAGGAUUCUGACAACGAAUCAUUUGAUGGUUUUUCUGAAAGUGACCUCAAAGAUGUUAUGGAAGCAAUGAGUGUUGAAUCAUCUGAAUCAGAAGAAGAAAUAACUUAUGAAGGUGAUGUAAAAUCUGCAAAGAAUGCCAAAACACGGAGCAAACAAUCUUUCCCAAUACGUGUGGCAUUCAGAUUUCCAUCUCAGAAAAACAAAAUUCUGCCAAUACCAGACUCUUGUGCUGCUUUAAAUAGGGAUUCAGCUUCUGAAUCUGAUUCUGAUGUGGAUGAACCCAGAGGAACAAGCUUUCUUGAGAAGAGAGCUCUAAAUAUUAAGGAAAACAAAGCUGUGCUGGCCAAAUUGAUAGCAGAGCUGAAGACUGUUCCAGGACUUCUGCCACGCAGAGUUUCAGUUCAAGGAACACCAUCAAAACCAAAACGUCCACCGAGAAAUGCAUUCUCAGAAAAUGCUUCUAGACGAAAUCCUGAACGGUGUGCUAGGCCUCACACUCGAUCGAGAUCUUUGAUUGAUGGCCCUCCUUCUCCAUCAUUUGGGCAAGAAGAUAAUGUCAGCUUUAUGAGGAAAAGAAAGUUUCUGGAUAAUGACUUCUCUGAGGAUGAAGUGCCUCUUCGCAGAAGAAGUCGACCGAGCAUUCUUACCAUUCCACAUGUGGUUCGAUCAGUUGAGGACAUAACGCAAGAGGAGUUGGAAAAUAUUUCCUUCUCGGCUAAAGACAAAAUUUAUAGUCGAACCACAGGUUCCACUUGCCACCAAUGCCGGCAGAAGACUAUUGAUACAAAAACCAAUUGUCGAAAUCCAGAAUGCGUAGGAGUCCGUGGACAGUUCUGUGGACCAUGUCUUCGCAAUCGCUAUGGUGAAUUUGUUAGGACUGCUUUAUUGGAUGCUAACUGGCAUUGUCCACCUUGUAGAGGAAUCUGCAAUUGUAGCUUCUGUCGACAACGUGAAGGUCGCCGUGCUACAGGUGUUCUUGUUUACCUGGCCAAAUAUCAUGGCUAUGACAAUGUUCAUGCUUACUUGAAUAGCCUGAAAAAAGAACUUCAAAUGGAAGAUUAACAAGCUACAGUGAACCAGUUUCUUGGAAGCAAAUCAAAUCCUUUGAUAAAUUUUACGUAGCUUUCAAAAUCCAUAUCUGUUUUAACAAUUUUUGCUAAAUACCUGGGCUAGAUUUACAAAAAUAUGCUUUAACAUAGAUCUUCAUUUACAAUAUUUUGGAUAAUGAACAUAACUUGCAUUAUUGUUAUGGGAGGAGAGGUGGUACUAAUAUUUUUUGCACAUGCUCUCAGAUUUGCAAAUGUGAUUGUUCAAUUAGUCUGACACAACAAGCUAGAAUUAUUAUAGAAUAUUGGCAGCCAAAAAACUUGCACAGUAGCAUGCUUCUUACGACAGCACAUAAAUCCGUUGUCAUUUAUUCUACUUUGAUAGAAAAGGGCUAUAAUAUUGUCCAAUUUUUUUAUAUCCAGCUGCUCAGUUGUAAGUAAGUGUCAAAUCAUUCUUGUAUUUAAAUCAAGCCAAUUCCUCAACAAAAUCUUAAACUCGUUUGGUUCAGGAAAUAUGCCAGAGAUUGACUGACUGACUUUCCCUAAAUUCUGCAGUUGGAUUUUUAAAUCUCAUUUCAAGGUUACCACAUUAACUAUACCUAGCUAGCAUCAUAUGUACCAGUAAAUUUUGCUACUUUUUUUAAGCUUUGCAUUGGUGUAGCUUCUAUCAGGAUUUAUACAGCCACAGAACUUUUUCUACAUGGAAUUGAUGUGAUUAUUUAGCCAUUUCUGCACCGCACUUGGUGCAAGCACUUAACCAUACUAAUGCCCUAUGUUCUUAGGGUGCAAGUGGAAUGUUUGAAGUUGCAACUUAGCCCUUCCCACUCUUGCAUUGUGAGAGCGGGAUUUACAUCACAAAAUGCACUCUCGUUGAAGCCAUACAAAAUUGAGCAAAUUUGCAUGUAAAAGGUACUUGAAUGCCUGGGAAGGAGGGUGAAGUAUUUGCUGUUUUGCAUUUUAAUGUUAUAAUAUUUUGCCACUUGUUAGGAUUGAUUUUUUUGCGGUCUGUUGCUAAUGCUGGAUAUCUGCAAUAUAACAAAUGAAUUCAAGCAGAAGCUAUCAAUCAGGGUUGGUGUAAAUUAUGAAGUAUUAACAAACAUCACUUGCCAAAUUGCAGUCAUCGUUUUGCUAGUGGUAACAAGUGUUUAAAUUUUUUUAAU